Rhinopithecus roxellana (golden snub-nosed monkey) is the source of this 1568-nucleotide messenger RNA. It is a transcript of the gene CLDN9, whose product is annotated as claudin 9. Lineage: Eukaryota; Metazoa; Chordata; Mammalia; Primates; Cercopithecidae. Bases 427 to 1080 code for a protein of 217 amino acids. Gene Ontology annotation, molecular function: structural molecule activity. Gene Ontology annotation, cellular component: plasma membrane; bicellular tight junction. The transcript has a single exon. Gene Ontology annotation, biological process: cell adhesion; bicellular tight junction assembly. The record is from RefSeq and is a predicted model, not a curated record.
CUCAGGUGGCACUGUCAGAGUCGCUUCGUGGGAACCUGUGCCAGCCCGCAGGGGACGCGGAUGUCCUCAGCCUGGCAGUGCAUCCGGAGGGCCUGUGUGAGCUCAGCCCAGGUGUGACAGUAGGGUGGCAAGAGCAGCAGCACCCUCACAGCAUUCAAUGGGCAGAGGCCCCUCGAGGUGACACCCACCACUCAGCUGAGUGGGACCAGGAGUCUGCUUUGUGCUCCGCAAGGACCAGAGACACCUGCAAGAGGCACGGAGAGGAGGAGCCUUUCAAGAGGUUCACAGAACUGAGGACUGGCCUGGCCUGGGGACACCAACAAGCCUUCCCCUCCUGCCGGGCACAGAGACACCCCCCAGCACACCAGACACACCCUUUGGGUCACCUAGGCUGCCUGGGGCCGAGAAGACCUAACGGAGGGGCAGAUGGCUUCGACUGGUUUAGAACUGCUGGGCAUGACCCUGGCUGUGCUGGGCUGGCUGGGGACCCUGGUGUCCUGUGCCCUGCCCCUGUGGAAGGUGACCGCCUUCAUCGGCAACAGCAUCGUAGUGGCCCAGGUGGUGUGGGAGGGGCUGUGGAUGUCCUGCGUGGUGCAGAGCACGGGCCAGAUGCAGUGCAAGGUGUACGACUCGCUGCUGGCGCUGCCACAGGACCUACAGGCUGCACGUGCCCUCUGUGUCAUCGCCCUCCUGCUGGCCCUGCUUGGCCUCCUGGUGGCCAUCACAGGUGCCCAGUGUACCACAUGUGUGGAGGAUGAAGGUGCCAAGGCCCGUAUCGUGCUCACCGCAGGAGUCAUCCUCCUCCUCGCUGGCAUCCUGGUGCUCAUCCCUGUGUGCUGGACGGCGCACGCCAUCAUCCAGGACUUCUACAACCCCCUGGUGGCUGAGGCCCUCAAGCGGGAGCUGGGAGCCUCCCUCUACCUGGGCUGGGCGGCAGCGGCACUGCUUAUGCUGGGCGGGGGGCUCCUCUGCUGCACGUGCCCCCCGCCCCAGGUCGAGCGGCCCCGUGGACCGAGGCUGGGCUACUCCAUCCCCUCCCGCUCAGGCGCGUCUGGACUGGACAAGAGGGACUACGUGUGAGGUGGAGGCUUCCCCUGGGAGCCCGCUGCUCCCUACUGCUCCACACCUUCCACCUUGGCCUGGUGACCAGAUGCCCUGCUCCACCACAACCUCCUUCCCCAGAAAAACCCACUUUCCAAAAGCCCAGGCUAUACCUGGCUGCAGGGCUGGGUCAGCUGGCCUGGCUGAGCUCUUCUCAAUGGGGUCCCCUUUGAUGUUCUCCCCCAAGUUAGGCAGCCCAGAGGUGUUGGGCACCCUGGCCUGCCCCCGCCUCCCCAGUAGUUGUUUCCUUCCGUUGCCCAGGAUACUGGCUGGCCUUCCUUCUCUUCUGAGCCCUCCCCUGUCCCAGGAACUCUGACCUCACCGAAAGGGCAGCAGCUCAUUGGCUCCAAAACCAAGGAGCAGACCAUGUCCUCCCAACCCUGGAGUUGGCAGGGAGGGCCUGUCCAUCACCUCCCCUCCCCAACAUCCCCACCCGCGAGUUGGAAAUAAAGAGCAUUUGUAACUGG